Messenger RNA from Chaetomium globosum CBS 148.51, 3915 nucleotides. RefSeq lists its product as uncharacterized. Gene Ontology annotation, biological process: proton motive force-driven ATP synthesis. NCBI's taxonomy places the organism in Eukaryota, Fungi, Ascomycota, Sordariomycetes, Sordariales, Chaetomiaceae. The record is from RefSeq and is a predicted model, not a curated record. Bases 1 to 3915 code for a protein of 1304 amino acids. The transcript has 10 exons.
AUGAGCUUCGUCACACGCCGGGCGCUUUCCACGCUCAUCCCCCCCAAGGUCGCUUCCCCCAAGGCCAUUGGUGCGGCCCCCGACGCUGUCCGCAUGCAGCGCGUUGUCAACUUCUACGAGAAGCUCCCCCGCGGCGCCGCUCCCGCCGUCAAGCCCACCGGCAUUCUCGGCAAAUACCAAGCCAAGCACUUCGGCAAGAACGCGUCGGCGAAGCCUAUUAUCCACGCCAUUGUGUUCCUGCUGGUCGUUGGCUAUGCCCAGAACUACUACUUCCAUCUCCACUCGGCGGUCCCUGUGUCAUGCACAGUCCACAUGUUAUCGACCUCUCUUGAACCCUUCGCCAAGUGCCAUUCGCUUUCCAAGCCUGUCAGUCAGUCGGCGAAAAGAGAAUCAACCAGCCGCAUCGCCUCUCUCAGCGGAACCAUCACUCCCACAACCCUUUCCCCUCCGAUUCCCUCCCACGCCCCGGUCCCUUCCCUUCCUUUAACCUUCCCGCAAUACCCGGCCGACUCUCGAUUUAAAGGGAUUCCCAUUCCCUCGGUCUCCAUCUCCAAUACAGAAAUUAGGGAGAAAGACAUACCAACACCAUUAAUUCCUCGAGACCCCGCGAUUACCCGAACGCGCAAUCAGCGAAUUCCUCCCAAGUUUGAUCGCCAGCGACCUGACAACCGUAGGAUGGCAACUGAGUCACCCAAGCAGCGAUCCGAUGAAGCUACUCUGACUUCUUCCGCCGAGCCCCUGCCCCGCGCCGCGCCCCAGACGAUCAAGAUCGCCAACGAUUCGCAGAAUGUUGAACUCAACCCACCGCACAUAAAUGGCGAUGCCACGGACGAGUUCGAAAACAAGCACAUUUCCGACAUCGUUGACGACUUGGUAAACUCGACAGAAGUUAGCAUUAGUGGAGGAUCUGACACCGAAGCCACGAAAUCCGAUGCUUCUAAGGGAAAGGACGGCGCAAAAGGCCACGGCCGCGUCUCCUCAUCAGUGAAAAAGCCCGCGGCCUUCAAAGCGAUCAACGUCAACAAGACCUUCCUCACAUCCAAGGCCCCCGCCCCGGGUGUCCAACCCAAGGUUGCGGAGAAGGCGCCUGUGACCCCGAGCGCCGCAUCUCCCGUCCCUGGAACCGCGACGGUCAGCCGACCCAGCGCAGCUGUCCCUCCACCGGAACCGAAGAAGUACACCGACGAGGAGCUGAAAAAGUAUGGGAUCCACAUGGCGACACGGCUCCAUCCCGAUGCCGCGAAAGGGCAGUCCAACUGGGCCGAUAUAGAUGAUGACGACGAGGACUGGGACCCCGAUACCAUCACGUGGCAGGACGGAACUAAAAUCGCGAUCGCACCUCCCGAGGAACCUCCGGCCGCCGCCGCGCCAGAACCUAUCGUCGUCCGCCCGGUUGUGAAGGAGAACGCGCCCGUUGCGGUGGAAAAAGCGAAAUCACCGGCCCCUAGUACAUCACCAGCCGUUAAGCCCGGCGUGCUGGGUUCCGGGAAGGGUCUGGUACUGAAAGGCGCGCCUGAAAAGCCGACUCUGGUUGCGAAGCCCCCAGCGCCGCCCGCGCCCGCCAAGUCGCCAUGGGCACCCCUCCCGAAGAUCGACAAAGUUUCCCCGAUCGCCGCGGAUACGCCAGUCCAAGCAGCGCCAAAACCUCCGCCAACUCAGAUGCACCCAUCACAUGGUCAACUGCCCCCCAAGGAGAUUGCGGCAGACGAUUUUAGCAGGGCACCUUGGCGGGACGGCGCCCCAGCUCCGAACAGGGAGCUUUUUAAUUCGCAAUCCGGCCGCUACGAGCCAGUUCUGGACCGCCGCGGCCCGGUGCGCCAGGAGCCCCAGUACGGGCGGCAGCCGGCGGUCAUGCAGCGGCCAGGGCACCACGAACAAUAUGGGCAGAUGGAUCAUCCGGGGCCCUUCCAAACAGCCAGGAACGAGCAGCAAGGUCCAUAUGGGCGGAGACGCGGGUCUUCCAAUGCUAGUGGCGGAAGCGGGAGCUGGCAACGCCCCAAAGGCCUCGAGCACUCUCUCCCUCCGCCCGACCUAAUCAAUGCGCGUCGCGCAUCCGCGGCCGGAGGAAGCGAUGGCCCCGCCUCUCCGAGGAAUUUCCCCCCGUCCGGCACCCAAGGCGGGCCACACCCCGGCCAGGCGUGGCAGCCCAAGGCUUCUCCCAACGUGGCCCAUGCGACACCUCAUCCGAGCGAAACGGCUGCCGAGGGCCGUGUCCUGCCGCCCUCCGUUCAACCGUCACCAGUGCCCGCGCCUGCAGUCCCUGUUACGGAAGAUGAUUAUGAACUGCAGAAACGAUUGAUGCGGGAACGCCGGGAACUCGCCAUGAGGCGCCGCCAAGAGGAAGAGGCCCGAGAAGAGGCCGCACGCAAGGAGAGGAUUCGUCUGAAGUUGGAGGCAUUGGGACCCGCCCCCGAAUCGAACAAGGCCAAGAAGGCGGCAGCGAAGGAACAAGCCGUAACACCCACCCAAAUCCAACCUCGUGAGACGAGCAGCUCCGAGAACCCCGCGGCCGCCGAGUCGCACGAGGCUGAGGACGAGGCUCCCCGAGUGGUCAUCCCCCAGCCCAAACAACAAAUCCUCCCGCCCGCUGGGCCGCCACCACAGACUAAUCCGCCGGUUGAGAGCGUCGAGUCACGUUGCAGGCAGAAGGCCGUUCGUUUGUCGGAUGUCCAGCCCGCUAUCAAAGACACCUGGCGCCCGACGAAGCUCGACGAUUCCGGCGUGCGCACCGAGGGCAUCGGAAAGCAGACGGUCCAGAUCGGGCACGAAAACCCGUGGGCUUCCACUCCGGAGGGCAAAGCCGCGGCGGCGCAGCAAGCGGCAUCGGUGUCGAGCGGCACCCCAUCCGAGUACAAUCAACUUCCUCAGGCCAGCGUGCCCGCUCGCGAUGUCGCGUCGGCACCCAUGAUCGGCGCCAAGACGGCCACGGCCCAGGGCAGGGGGUCACGUUUCUUCCCCUCUCGCGAUGUCCGCCAAGAAACCCGCGAUAUCCGGUUGGAGCUGAGCGCCGAAGCGCUGCGGCAGGAAUCGCCUUCGCCACCGCCUCCGGAUAUGGUUGGCCAUCCCGCUUUUGACGGCGACGCCACCCACCCGCAUGUUUCCUUGCCGCGACCGUACCCUGUUGUUCGGCUCCCUCCCUCAGCGGCGAAGGAAACGCCCGAGGUAAGCCGGGCGCCUACCGGCCCCUCGAAACCGCAAGGGCCCAGCUUUGCGUGGGCGUCGCAACCGGCAUACAAGGAGCCGGACAAUGCACCGCGGGGGCCUACUCCGAAGCCGGACAACGCUUGGCAGGCCAAGAUCGACAACCUGUUGGGCGGACGCAAGGUGCACCCGUCCAGGGCUGCGGGAGUCGAUGUCCGGGUUCCGCCUCAACCGCAGGAGUCUUCACAUCCUGGACCACUUGGACCGAUCGCGGAAACGGAAGGGUCGACCACUACCAAAGUGAUGGCCGAGGAGUGCUUCGAGGAGCAGGAGAUGGGCUCGUUGCCUCCCAUCCGAUUUCCGAAAACGGUACCAGAGAUGGCGUGGCAGCCCAGCCCGGCGCCCAAGCCUCUUAGCAAGAAGCUCUGGCCCGUAGUGCUCAGCGCGGACGCUAUUAACUUCCCCGUCGACGUGUCAGGAGCCGGCAAUGUGUGGCGUGUCUGUAUCCCUGGUAGCGAGAGCAGGAAUAUCACGGUCCCGUUCGGACGGGCACGCAGCAACCCACGCAGGGGGGGAUCGCGCGGCGGGCGGCAUAGCUCGUCGGCGCAGCAUAGGCAGGGGAAGGGCCGCGAGUCGUCUUCCUCGUAUUCGGCGGAGCAACGCGACACCGCGGGUUCCGGAUCCAACCCGUCACAUGGCAGAGGCCACCGUGGUAGUGGCUAUCGGGGGCGGGAGAACUGGUCGCGCAAUCCGUCGAACCAGAUCCAAACGUAA